Molecule: messenger RNA, 2286 nt
Organism: Peronospora matthiolae
Lineage: Eukaryota; Oomycota; Peronosporomycetes; Peronosporales; Peronosporaceae
Source: the annotation of a GenBank genome assembly
AUGGCAGCCGCACCAGGCUUGCCAGUCGACUCGGCGCCUGUGGACGCCGUCUACGACGCACCAACUUUGACUGAACAGCAGCUGCAGCAGCAGCAGACGGCACUGAUACCUGAGGCCGGUGAGUUGCUGAGCCGCGUGGCUACCGAGGUCAGCCAGGCUUUUCAGACGUCUCUUGUCCAGGUCAUGUCGGACAUUGGCCGCGAAUAUGGGGUCGAGUCCAGCCGUGUCAAGUUUGCAAGGAUGGAGAAAGGCGAUGCCGCUGUUGCAUCAGGUGACGAGCAGCUGCUCGGGAAGUCAGGGCGCGACGACGUCCACCGCCUCUCGCACGAGCUCGAGCUCCUGCGCCUUCAAGUGCGACAACUGCAGCAAGUUGUGGACGAACAGCACGACGAGCAGCGACUUUCGCAGCACAAAGUGGCGCUUUUGAGCACGCUCGCGAGGAAACUCAAGCGCGAUCUUGUGGACGAGCGGCUGGCGCUUGUCGACGCCAAGAACGAGAUCAAGGAACAGCGACAGCGACGCAGUAGGGACGACGUCGGGUCAAGCGCUGGAGGACGUGCGCGAUCUCCUCACUCUCCUUCCGUCCAGGAGCCAACUGAGAACCCGUGGACGUCACCAAACGAGGUUAUUGCUGGCCCUAGUAGUGCCGUCAGCGGUUCAGGUGCGACGGCUGGUGCUGCAGGAGGGUCGAGUCUCCUGACUUUCGACUUUUAUCCAUCGGCGUCGUCUAGAGGUGGAAAUGACCUUGAGAGUGGUGAUGACGAGGAGGGUUCAUCACCUUCUUCCACCACACAGACACUUCGCCAUAGUUGUAUGGACCAGUUUUUGCCGUCAGCAUUGCUGGAUUCACCUCAAGUUACACCAAGACAUGUCAAGGCUUUUGUCGAUGUUCCACUUGACGAGGAGAAAGCACCAUUACCUUUUGCACAGGGUGCGGAUGACUUGCAGUCGCCAUUGCUUCCAGUACCAUUACCAUUAUCCGGUGAUUCGCUGACUACCAGUGCGACCGUUAAGCGUCAGAGUCUGAAAGAUGGUGAAGGAGACGGACGAAAUGAGACAAGCCACGGUGAUAGCGCCAGGGUGGCGACGCCGUCCACAGUAACACCCGUAACGCUGUCAAUGCUAUCGGAAGUUUUCGACGACGUUCCGGUCAAGGAAUUGGAGAUGAUCCUGCAGCGCUUUGACGAUCAGGAAUCAGCAGCAAUUGAUUACAUUUUGAGCACUCACCCAAGUUUGAAUCCAGUCAGUGGAGCUCAAGGAACUGGUGAGGGCGGCAGCAAUUUGGCAUCGAUGACGUCGCCUCCGCCGUCUCGAUCGUCUGUAGUUGGUCACAACAAGACGAUCACGCAUCGGAGCGGUAAUCAGAGCGGACCGAUUGAACCUCCACCAGGAUCUGUGAACAACUGGAAGACAGAGAUUUGCAUGUAUUACAUGCAAGGGAAAUGCAACAAGACGAGACGCACGUGUUCAUUUGCCCACGGUGAGAGUGACCUGGUGCGUCCCAGUGGUUUGAGCAGCAAUGCUGCUAAUAGCAAGCACGUGCCUGGCUACAAGACUCGGAUAUGUCAAGCUUACGAAAAUGGGACCUGUGCAAAAUCUCGUCGUGACUGCCCGAUGGCUCACGGAAUGAAUGAUCUUCGCGAUGGAGGCUCUGUAAGCGGCGGCGGUGGAGGCAGUCAGACGAUCGUGCCUCCUGCUACUCCUAGAUUGCAGAGCUACAAGACAGAGCUCUGCUACUACUUUCUGAAAGGCAACUGCAACUACUCGAAAGAGGAGUGUCGUUUUGCACACGGCCAGAGUGAUUUACGAACGGUGGAGGGCAACACGGCACAGAUGGCUGCUGUAGCCAGUGGCUCCAGUUUCGGUAGCGACUUUAGUCCGAGCUCACCUGUUCCCCCGCCCCCGCCGGUCUCGAUGGAUAAACAAUUGCAGCUCCAGUACCAGUAUCAGCAACAGUACCAGCAGCGCCAUCGACCACCACCAGCGGCCUCUUUUCAGCUGCAGCCUCCUCCAGCCCAGCAACCGAAUUUUGUACCUCAACACCAGAUUCAGUUGCAGCAGUCGUCGCGAGGAGGAGGUGGACAGCACCAAUUUGGUUUCCAACACCAACCGUAUGACCCGACUCAACAGCACCAGCAGUACAUGCAACACCCUGGUGGUCAGUACCGUUACUUGAAAACCAUGGAGGACAAGCGUCCAACGUUGGCUGGACGUCUGCCACGACGGGACUCUGGGUCAUCCUGGAGCAGUUUUGAUGCAUCCGGGCUACCACCGUCGGAGUAUUAG